This is a messenger RNA of Paramecium pentaurelia, 546 nucleotides long. NCBI's taxonomy places the organism in Eukaryota, Ciliophora, Oligohymenophorea, Peniculida, Parameciidae. The record is from the annotation of a GenBank genome assembly.
AUGAGUUUAACAAGUCGAUUUCUAUAUCAAAGAAAUAAAUAAUCAAUUCAAUAGUAAAAAUAUUAAUAUAGAAAUCCCUUAAAUGAUAAUUUUAAUGAUUUUAGCAAAUUGUAUGUUAACAAAAUUAUCCAUUAAUUACCUCCUAUUAAUGAAGAUAAAAGACAUUAAUCACAUUCAUUUCGAUAUGAUUCUUAAAUUAAUUAACUCUUCAAUUAAAAUCAACAUAUCUUAGACAAUAUCAAACCAAAAUAAAAGUUAAAACCUAAAAUUUCACAUAACACUGAGUAAGAAGUGAGACUAUCUUUAUUCAUUAGAAGAGUAGCAAUAUAAGAUUGGAAAAUCAUGGGAUAACGAAACUAAUCAAAUAGAUCAGGACUAAUCAAUGGAAAAUCAGAUAAACCUCUUACAUUAGAUAAUCAAUCUAAUCAAUUAUAUAACAAAAAAUUAAAAAGUACAAAAAAAUAUUUUGAAGAACCUCCAUAAAUUACAGAAAUUACAGAACCAUUUAUUUGUGGUUGGUUAUAAUUAAAUAAUGAAGAAAUUUGA